UCUUCGAUUGCAUAACUUCUUGGAGCUGAUUCGUCCCUUGGGAAUCGAGGUGUCACAUCGACGGAUCAACGUCGAUACGGUGAACGAGACCCUGGUCGAGCUAAAGGACACCGGGAAACAUAGGAUCAUCUGUGAUACUGGACUAGCAUUGACGAAUACUGUUCUUCGAACUUCCCUGGAUUUGGAGAUGGUUACUGCUUCCUUUCACAUGGUUUAUUUAAAUUUGGACUUUGACACCAUCGACACCAGUAACAUGUCCUUUGGAGGAAUGAACCUAACCGGCUUUUCUCUGAUCACGAACAAGAGUAGUGAAGCGUAUCAAGAUCUCUUCGGUGAUUGGUCAGAUAAGUUCAGAGACUCUCAUCCCACACUUGCGAAUUCCAAUGUAGGGUACGAGGCCAUCCUCGCUCACGACCUCUGCAGAGUAGCCGUAUCCGCGGCGCGUUCCAUCCACGAAAGCGGCAGGGAGUUACCGCUACCGAGGGUCAAUACCUACCACAGGUGUUUUAAACAAGUCAAGGAAGGCACCGAGACUGUUGCUUCAACGGUCGGACCGGAGCUCUUGGACGCCAUCAAAAGGACGGCAACGAAUCAAUUAAGUGGACGAGUUCAAUUCGAUGGAAACGGAUCACGAACCAACUAUUCCCUUCAAAUAGUCGGACUUCACAAUGGAGUUGUGGAGCAGGUUGGCACAUGGAGUCAGAACAACGACCCUCCAAUCUACUUCUUCGAUAGCGAGACACACGGCCGAAAGGGAAGCCACGACUACGACAACAGAACGUUCAUUAUUUCAUCAGUAUUGGAUGACCCCUUUCUGAUGAAUGUAACCCUCCCGGAUGGAACGAGUCGCUUCGAAGGAUUUUGCGUGGAUCUACUCAAGAAAAUCGUCGAAAUCUACCCGUUCAAGUACCGCAUACAGCUGGUCAAAGAUGGCAACUAUGGAACGCUACAGAGAAAUGGAAAAUGGGAUGGGAUGAUCGGGGAAGUCAUGUAUGGGACUGCUGAUAUAUCGGUUGCUCCUCUCACAAUCAAUACCGACCGGGAGCGCGUGGUCGCCUUCACCAAACCCUACAUGAGCUUCGGCAUCAGUAUCAUGGUCAAGAAAAGCAAGGCUCCUCGUCCAUCUGGCUUCUCCUUCUUCCAACCCUUCACCAAUGAGAUAUGGAUUUGUCUUGCCCUCGCAACGUGUGGUGUGAGCAUUAUUAUGUUUCAGAUAUGUCGCUUCAGUACCGCGGAGUGGCGAAUCGAAACGGAUAACUCAUCAUCUGAUGACGUAUCCAAUGGCAACAGAGCCACAGGGGCAGGCAAGGGUGUGAAAUGGACCAACGAUUUCUACGUCAUGAACAGUUUCUGGUUUGCCUUGGGCGCCCUCAUGCAGCAAGGAAGUGACAUUUUACCACGGUCCAUUUCUGGUCGCAUCAUGGGUGGGGUGUGGUGGUUCUUCACCCUCAUCAUCAUCUCCUCUUACACGGCCAACCUUGCUGCGUUCCUCACCACCCAGAGCAUGCAGUCUCCCAUCAAGUCUGCAGAAGACCUGGCAGCGCAGACCAAGAUUCAGUAUGGUGUCCACAAGGGUGGUUCCACAGUCGAGUUCUUUAGGGUAAGCAGGCGUAAAUCCAGCAGCCCGCUAUACCGCAAGAUGUGGUCUUUCAUGGCGAACACCGAGCCGUCUCCCCUGGCGGAGAGUACCGAAGACGGGGUGAGACGCGUCCGGGAGAGCGACGGCAAGUACGCCUACCUGCUCGAGUCCAAGAUGAACGAGUAUCGAGAGACCCAGAAACCAUGUGACACCAUGGCCGUAGGGGACCCCAUCGGCACGAGUAGCUACGGCAUAGCAGUUUCGAAGCACCUUGUUGAAUUGCAGAAGGAAUUGACGGUGGCUAUCUUGGAGUUGAGAGAAAGAGACACCCUGCGACGGCUGGAAGAGAAAUACUGGGUGAAUAGAUCGCAGUGCGUCAAAGACACCACAGACGCAACUGAGACACGCGCUUUGAACCUGGACAAACUUGCUGGCGUGUUCUACAUCCUCUUGGCAGGCACGGCUGUCGCUCUCCUGGUGUCCAUCGUCGAUCUCGUCUACCGGUCCAAAGAGCAGGUGCGCAAUGAACUCAGCUCGUGUGGGUUCCGAAGGAUGUGGCUCAACCUCCGUGCAAGAAUUGCACAUGAGAGAUUGGUAGCAUCCCUCCGUCGUCGCAGCAUGCCUGCUCCCACGAAAUCGCCCUCUGACGGCAUAUCAGAGACAGGCACUGAUGAGCUGUCUACCCCCGCCACUGCACAGAAGUCAAUCGUGCCCUCAAUCGCCUCCGAGGAAGGAAAUAUGAAUAGCGCCCUCAGUAAGAAGAAGUCAGGCAGUGCAGGAAGUGCAGUAACUCAUACCGAUGUUUGACAAUCCAAUAACAAAGAAACGACCAAGAAAUAAAUGGAGAACAUGACUGAAGUUAUCUCUGACAUGC
Messenger RNA from Strongylocentrotus purpuratus (purple sea urchin), 2453 nucleotides. Its product is annotated as glutamate receptor 1-like. Bases 188 to 2386 code for a protein of 732 amino acids. Gene Ontology annotation, cellular component: AMPA glutamate receptor complex; dendritic spine; postsynaptic membrane. Lineage: Eukaryota; Metazoa; Echinodermata; Echinoidea; Camarodonta; Strongylocentrotidae. The record is from RefSeq and is a predicted model, not a curated record. Gene Ontology annotation, biological process: monoatomic ion transport; modulation of chemical synaptic transmission; synaptic transmission, glutamatergic. Gene Ontology annotation, molecular function: AMPA glutamate receptor activity; transmitter-gated monoatomic ion channel activity involved in regulation of postsynaptic membrane potential. The transcript is spliced from 15 exons.